Messenger RNA from Chrysemys picta bellii (western painted turtle), 636 nucleotides. RefSeq names its product C-X9-C motif containing 1 (gene CMC1). The record is from RefSeq and is a predicted model, not a curated record. Gene Ontology annotation, cellular component: mitochondrion. NCBI's taxonomy places the organism in Eukaryota, Metazoa, Chordata, Testudines, Emydidae.
CCACCACGGCGGCCUGCAGAUUUCUUCUCGUAGUCUUCUGCGCCUGCGCAAAGAGCGUGGGCUCUCGGGAGUAGUUAUGUUGUGGCGGCGGUUGCUGUAGUGAGAAGCCCCACAUGGAGCCUCCCCCGGGCACAGCAGAGGAACCUGAGCUGAGACAUGUAGAAAAAGAUGUGUUAAUUCCAAAAAUAAUGAGAGAAAAGGCCAGAGAGCUAUGUUCAGAUAAAGUGCAAGCUUUUACCAAAUGCUGCCAAGAAUCUGGCUUUCUUAUGAUAGUGAAAUGUCAACAGGAAAAUGCAGCACUGAAAGAAUGUCUAACUACAUACUAUAAUGAUCCAGCAUUUUAUGAAGAAUGCAAAAUCGAAUACUUGAAGGAAAGGGAAGAAUUCAGAGCUACUGGAAUUCCUGCUAAACAAAGACAACAGAAGCUUCCUACAAGCAUGUAGCUAAAUCCUAAAAUGAAGUUUGGAAAUUUACUUCAGUUAUCGACACGUUGAUUUGGUGGAAUAAGUAAGUUAAUUGAAUAAGCAGACUCAAUUUUGUUUAAAAAAAUCAAGUUGUCUGAGGCAGGAUUUGAUUGAAAUAAAUGUAUCUCAUGUUGUAUUUUGUGUAUUAGGAAUAAACUCUUUUAUGAAUGAA